Molecule: messenger RNA, 519 nt
Organism: Cordyceps militaris CM01
Lineage: Eukaryota; Fungi; Ascomycota; Sordariomycetes; Hypocreales; Cordycipitaceae
Exons: 1
Coding region: 1-519 (172 amino acids)
Source: RefSeq, a predicted model, not a curated record
AUGCGCUUCUCCCAGAUCCUCUGCAGCCUUGCCUUUGCAGGCUCCUCGGCCGCCAUUUGUCUCAGCCCCGAGCCCAGCCAGCGCAUCUGCUACAAUGACAACGGCGCCACGCCGCAGAACCUCAACAUGAAGGAGGUUGACUUCAUCGCCCGCUAUCUCCGCAGCUACCAGGCGCAAGCCCUCAAAGCCGGACGGUCCCCGUUCUGGAAGAUGAACGAGGCCGACGCCGACAACUGCGCCGAGUGGCAGGUCACGACCAAGGGCAAGACCUGGGCGCUCGCCAAGCUCGUCGGCGACGACUCGGCGGCUGUCACCUUCAACGACAUGGCCAACACCAUCGACCCCGGUGCCAAGGCAGCCGACGCGGACAAAGAAAAGGCCCUGGUCAAGUGCGGCACGGCCGGGGGCCAGAUGGGCGUCCUUGUCAACACCACCGAUCCGCUGUACCAGAGCAAGGAAUUUUUGGACGGCGGUUACACCAACCAAGGUCUGGUCAUUAAGCUUGUCCACAGUCCUUGA